Messenger RNA from Aedes aegypti (yellow fever mosquito), 2293 nucleotides. RefSeq lists its product as uncharacterized. Lineage: Eukaryota; Metazoa; Arthropoda; Insecta; Diptera; Culicidae. The record is from RefSeq and is a predicted model, not a curated record. Gene Ontology annotation, molecular function: protein dimerization activity. The coding region runs from base 881 to 2230 and encodes 449 amino acids. The transcript is spliced from 3 exons.
UUAGUUAUCGUCGUGUUGCCUAUGGUCGGUGACGAUAGUCAUGCAGCCAAAAGUAAUGAAGAUAUCUAUGUUGCUCGUCUUCGCAACGUUGGUUAGUUAUGACGCAAACAAAAAUAUUUUGUUUCUUCGGAGAAGUUUUAGUCACGCUGAGCUUGUCACGUCGCAUGCUGCCCGAAGCGAUCGUCUUCUGUCACUUUUAGUCAGUGUGCUUUUAUAUGUCGAAGGAGUAAACGAAGUGAAAAACAAAAUCCGAAAAUGGCCGCGAAAAAACGUAAAUUUACUUAUUCGUCUCUUAUUACGGAUUUGAUUAAGAAAGAGGACAACAAAGUGUUCUGUGCCAUUGACGUAAUCUCGGGAUGUGCUUAUUAUCAGGAGAAAUAUGAUGUGACGAACUUCCUACGGCAUUUUCGCUCACAACACCCGGAGGAAGCGGCAAUCCAUGAAUUGACGAAGGAGCCUCCCGCAAAAAAAGCGAAGGUAGUUCCGAAGGUCUUAAUCGCAAUUAACAGGCAAACAUUGCUGGAAGCGUGCUUAAAAUUGACUGCUAUACACCAUCUACCAUUCUCAUGUCUGGAAUGGGAAGGACUGAGAUUGUUAUUGGAUCCGAUUUCCGAGGCACUAAAUAUAACACUCAACCGUCGCAACAUUAAGGUGCAUAUCGACGUCGCCGCGGAAAAAAUAAAACAAGCAAUGAAAAUAGAAAUGUGUGGGAAAUUGCUUCACUUAGCAAUUGAUUCGGCCUCAAGACAUUCCAGACACAUACUGGGAAUAAAUGUGCAGUACGAGAAGCAAGGAGCUGUUGUCAUACGCACACUUGGUAUAAAAUAGCUACUUAAUACUAAAUUUUGGUUUUAUUAACUUUUUUUCUUAAUUUUUAGGAAUGAUUGAAGUUAAGCAAAGCCAGACCGCCAAAUUCCUCAAGGAAAAAAUUCUUGAGAUCCUGCAAUCAUACGAGGUAUCCAUCGAUCAGAUUCUGUCCGUGACAACCGAUAAUGGGGCCAACAUGAUUGCUGCCGUGAAACUUCUCCAACAAGCUGCAGCCGUUUUCGGAGUUUCGCCAGAAUCUAUCUUGGAAGAUGAACUACCCCAUGCCAGCGAGAAGGAAAUCGAGCUAUUGGAUUCGUUAGCUUCGGAGUUUGAGCCUUUGCUGUGCCUUACUCGGUGCGCAAGUCACACGCUUCAGCUGGCCGUCGGAGAUGUGGUGAAGAAAAACGAUCCACAUAUUCGUAGUAUUACGGAUCUUGUGAAAGAGUCGCGGAAAACAAAGUACACUCUUUUCUUCGAGCAUAAGCAAGCCUCCAAGGCUCCUUUUUGGUCACCCACAAGAUGGGGAGGAAAGUAUGAAAUGAUUGCAUCGAUUGUUGAACAAGAGCAAUUUUAUAUUGAGCUGGCUGAAGAAUACAAAGAAAUCGAAAUCACCGAAGAUGACUGGAAGUUUAUGAAGGACUUUGUUGAAGCCUUCGCUCCAGUUCAUAAAUUAACUAAUGACCUACAGUUGAAGCACGUCCCUCUCAGUGAUUUUUACAUGGAAUGGUUGCAAGCGAUUCGUUCUGUUGAGAGCAACAAGGACAACCCUCUUUGUUCCAGCUUGUCACAGGCACUGAAGAAUCGACUGAAAAAACUUCAGGAAAACGAGCUUUUUCGUGCCGCCCUACUGCUUGAUCCUCGAUUCAACUUUCCUGGGUCAAACGUUUUUUCGUCAGCAGACGAAAAAGAAUCGGUUCAAAAAUUCGUUCGUAACGUAUGGGACAGGAUAAACCAAAUUCAAAGACCAGCGAAUGAACCUCAGCCGUCAACUUCUGCUGGAACCGCGAAUGACAGCAACAUGUCUGAUGAAAUGGAUGAUUACAUAACUCAGUUGUUUGGAAGUUCAGGACCAACGACAUCAGCAAACAUCGCUUCAACAUUUCAACAACAACUUCGCCAGCUCAGCUUUGAAAACAGGCAGCCUCAUCAUUAUGACGUCUGGACUCAUUGGCUCGCUCGGAAGCACAGCCAUCCGGAGCUGUUUGAAGUUGCUAUGGUCGUACUGUCUGGGCCAUCCAGCCAAAUAUCCGUUGAACGAGCAUUUAGUGCACUUGCACUAAUUCUAUCCGAUUUACGCACAGGAAUGUCAGACGAGGCGUUACAAAAUGUUUUGUUAAUCAAGCUCAACAAAGAUAUCUUUGAAAAGAUCAUCCCGACCUUGUACGAUUGGAAAACUGCGUUCAAUGAUGAAUCUGAAACUUAAGAAGAACAAGUUGAUCUUGAAAAGUUUCGUUUUUUGUUUUUAUUUUCGUGAUGCAAAUAAAAC